GAAAGCCCAAAGAACACCAAGUAGGGUUUCUGCAAAAGUAUUAGAAUCACCAAUUUUCUUCAAAUCCCCUUCUUCUUCGUCGCCUCAUUUCCACACCGCCGGAGCAAGCGAAGCAUCAGAAGGUCAUCCAUCAAUGGCGCCAAAGCAGAGAACUCCCCAUACAUGCCGGAACCCAGAUCUCAUCAGGGGUGUCGGGAAAUACUCCCGCUCCCAGAUGUACCACAAGAGGGGACUCUGGGCCAUCAAGGCCAAAAACGGCGGAAAAUUCCCUACCCACGAGAAGAAGCCCGCUGAAGCCGCCGUCGCCGUCAAGCCGCCGAAGUUUUACCCUGCCGACGAUGUCAAGAAACCCCUUGUCAACAAGCGCAAAGCCAGGCCCACUAAGCUCAGGGCUAGUAUCACUCCAGGAACUGUGUUGAUUAUAUUGGCUGGAAGGUUCAAGGGGAAGAGAGUUGUGUUCUUGAAACAACUUACAUCUGGAUUGCUUCUCGUCACCGGUCCAUUCAAGAUUAAUGGUGUUCCAUUGAGAAGGGUGAACCAGUCAUACGUAAUUGCCACUUCAACCAAGGUCGACAUUAAUGGAGUAAACGCUGAGAAGUUUGAUGACAAGUAUUUCUCCAAGAAAGUCGAGAAGAAGAAUAAGAAGGGUGAAGGAGAGUUCUUUGAAGCUGAAAAAGAGGAGAAGAGUCAGCUGCCACAAGAGAAAAAAGAUGAUCAAAAAACAGUAGACGCCGCUUUGAUUAAAUCAAUUGAGGGUGUUCCUGAAUUGAAGAGUUAUUUGGGUGCAAGAUUUUCUCUCAAGGCAGGAAUGAAACCACAUGAGCUUGUAUUUUAAUUUUAGAUGAUAUGAUGAUAUGCAUUUCAACACAUUUAUUAGCGUCGAGUUUCUUUUGUUUGAGUUCAUCUUUGAAUUGGUAGUUUUGUUUUUUUGUUCUCGUGAUAUUAUUAUUAAAUUUGAGAUUUUGCAUGA
Lactuca sativa (garden lettuce) is the source of this 970-nucleotide messenger RNA. RefSeq names its product large ribosomal subunit protein eL6. NCBI's taxonomy places the organism in Eukaryota, Viridiplantae, Streptophyta, Magnoliopsida, Asterales, Asteraceae. Gene Ontology annotation, biological process: ribosomal large subunit assembly; cytoplasmic translation. Gene Ontology annotation, cellular component: ribosome; cytosolic large ribosomal subunit. The record is from RefSeq and is a predicted model, not a curated record. Gene Ontology annotation, molecular function: structural constituent of ribosome; RNA binding.